Messenger RNA from Mercenaria mercenaria, 2118 nucleotides. RefSeq names its product DEP domain-containing mTOR-interacting protein-like. Gene Ontology annotation, molecular function: protein binding. The transcript is spliced from 9 exons. Bases 276 to 1592 code for a protein of 438 amino acids. The record is from RefSeq and is a predicted model, not a curated record. Gene Ontology annotation, biological process: intracellular signal transduction. NCBI's taxonomy places the organism in Eukaryota, Metazoa, Mollusca, Bivalvia, Venerida, Veneridae.
UAAUCCGUUGUUAUUUCUUACAUCAUGAAAUAUAACCACGCCAGCCAUUGUCAAUGUCAUAUUUAAGUUUCUAUUGAGUAUUUUACACUUAAAUUCUAAGAACACUUGUGAAAUCAUAUGUUCUGUGUUUAUGUGAAGAAUAUUUAAAUCUGAUUUAAGUGUAACUUAGUCCGGUAACUUUAUAAAAUAUAGCCAUCAAGUAUAUGCUUAAAUGGAUAUAUAGAUUAUGAAUACUUGUGGAUUAUCGUUCUUUCGUGAUAACUUAGGGGUAUACUAUGCCAUCUUGGGAUCGCCUAAGUUUUAGGCUUGUUUAUGUGUUAAAAAAGAUCAGUGGAGAUAUAGAAAGAGAAAUCGAGAUGUCAAACUUUGUUGGAAACAUUGAACGUUUUGAACAUAUGGAGAUUUUAUUGAUAGGUGAAAAGCUAAGGGAAGCGCUGCAAGAUGCCAGUCUCAUAAAGAACCGGAAGUAUCAUCUGCGCACGUACCGAUCUUGCAUUGUGGGUAAAGAACUAAUAGACUGGUUGGUUAAAAAUAAACACUGUAAUUCGAGGGAAGCAGCAAUAGAUGGCAUGAAAAUACUUCAGCAGCAUUCACUCAUUCACCACGUUUGUGACGACCAUGAGAUUAAAGAUGAAGUGCUCUUUUAUCGUUUCCGACGAGAUGACGACACAUAUAUGCAGGACAAAGAUUUGUCUCUCUUUUACAGGGCUUUGGAAUUAUAUAACGGAUUAUCGACAAGAACAGUUGGUAUUAUACGAAGUUACCAGCAAGAUGGGGAGCUAUACAGAAAUGCCUUCCAGGGGUCUGAAUUUGUCGACUAUCUCCUGCGGGAGGGUACAGUGUACAGCCGAGAAGAUGCUGUAAUUCUCGGGCGUAGGCUGUUGGAAAAUGACACAAUCAGACAUGUGACUGACGACUUCCACUUCCGGGAUGAUAGCCGUCUGCUGUACCAGUUCACAUUGGAUUUCUCUCAGCGGCGCCAUCUUGCCGAAGUAUUCAACUACGCACCACACAGUCAGAAGCGGCACGACUUGCAAACGGAUAAGGCAUCUUCAAGCAGACGACAAUUUCAAUUUCAUACGCCAAAAUCAUCACCAACACACUCACCAGAAAGAGUUAGAAAAAGACGUUCAACAUGCGGUAAUUCCGAUUCAGAAGGUGGCCGUGGGAAUGCGAGUAGUGCCAAAGCUGACAGAUUAAGGAGCAUGUCGGGUGAUUCCGGAAACGGAACGGACUGCAGCGAAACUGCCACAGAACAAUUUGGAACUACACGAUCUGUUUUACUCCGGCAUGCCUCUGUGGAUGAACUGGAGUCCCCUGACACUCCUUAUAUCAAGCAAACAAUAAAAAUUCAAAGUGACCCGGUGGGCUAUGGUUUUGUUAUACGAGGAAAUAGUCCUACUUACGUUCAGGCGGUAGAUCCAAUGGGUCCAGCGGCCGUUGCUGGUCUCAAGGUUCGCCAGUAUUUAUACUCAGUGAACGGAGUUUACGUGUUGAGGAGUGACCAUAAAACUGUUGGAAAAUUGAUCAUGCAAAGCGUCUCGCAUGUCACACUUGUUGUCAUGACACAUAAACGUGAUGCGGGAUUGUGAUCACGCACAAACUGUAUUCCUCAUGAUGGACUAUGUAAUUAGCGGGACGGUUCCUUCAAGUUCAGACAGACUGAAUAAGAUGGAUGGAGAAGCAAAAAAGUUGGAGUUGAGUGACAUGCAUACCGCUUAUUGUCAGUUGUUUAUUUUGUAAUGUAUUUAUUUUCAAGGACGAUCGGUUAUGUGCAAUAUUGUUGAUAUUCUGUGAUUCUUAAUUCAAUUAGUUUUCACGUGCGGGCCCAGGAUUUCGUGAGGAAGUGGGUGCAAUUCACUCAAAUUGUUGCCGGGCCAAUAAUUAUCUCAAGCAGGUAGCGACUUUGAGUGCGGGCUGGAAAGAGAUUUUGGAACAAUAUAUGGACGCUGUGUUGAUAGUCUAGCAAUAUUAGGUAUUGAGUAAUACAUCUAUUUUUGUUGAAUUUUAAAACGUCAGUAAAUUUGAACUUUAUUUUGAAUUAUAUUGCCAUCAUACAUACAAAUUCAGUGAGAUUGCGUUAAAACGUCCGACAUUUUCAAAUAUCUUUAAUGCUAC